Messenger RNA from Colletotrichum siamense, 4302 nucleotides. RefSeq lists its product as uncharacterized. Lineage: Eukaryota; Fungi; Ascomycota; Sordariomycetes; Glomerellales; Glomerellaceae. The record is from RefSeq and is a predicted model, not a curated record. The transcript is spliced from 4 exons. Bases 1 to 4302 code for a protein of 1433 amino acids.
AUGAGCGGCCCGUACAACUAUGGCUUCAGGCCUCCUCAUGGACAAUCGCCUCUAAGCCCCGAGACGCCGACGAGUGCAUACAAGACCAAUUUGGGCAGGAAGAAAACUAAGAAAUGGGUUGAGGCCAAGGCACAGAACUACGACGGCGAUGACUGGGGUAACGACUUUGACGACGAGGAGCCCGAGGAACCGAUUCCUGUCCCACCUCUCAAGCCUGCCUCUCGUCAACCGAGUCCUAGCCAGGCAACAACUGCGAAUCUACCGUCGAACCUACCGUCACACCAGCCACCGGCGCCUCAAUCCGCGGGACUGCCAACGAUGCGACCGCCGCAGCCGGCCUUGAACGAGUCGGGAUUAUCCACCAGCCCUCGGGCCACGGCAGGCCUACCGCCUUUGCAAAUCCAGACUCCGUCAUCACCCGCGCCUGCGCCUGCGCCUGCGCCUGCGCGCUCCGAACCGCAAAAUGUUCAACCUCCGAUUGUUUCGGGGCCGUCCUCCAUGGACAGUGUUUCUGACAAGGGCCCUUAUGAGCAGUUCGUGUCGCCGCAAUCUGCUCAUACUGGCCCAACACCGGAGCCCUCUCUCGUUCGGAACGAACAACCGCAAAGUGUGAUACCUCAGAAUGGCGGCCGACGAACUUCACCAGCGCCGGCGCAACCGCAAUCCACCCGAUUCCCACCUCGCAAGAGCAGUAUGGGCCAACAUGACAGUGAUCGCCUUCCUAGUUCUCGGUCAAGCUCCACUCAUCCUCCACAGGUCGAGCAGCGCUCGGGAUCUCCUUCCGGUAUCAUAUCGCCUGGCGCGUCCUCGACUUCGAAGCCGUCUUUUGUUCGACCCUCGGAUAUCUAUCGCCGCGUCGACAAUGAGAAGGAUAAGGAACGAGGUUCCAUGGACUCGGGACGACCCAGUCUGGAUAGCAGCGGCGGCUUCAAGACCGACCGCUCGCUUUCUCCCGCCAAGCCAUCCCCUGCUGACACUAGGAGUGACGAACAAGUGAGUGGCAGCAGCUUGGGAAAGCCUGAAGGAGAAGAUGCAAUCCAAGGCAAUCUGCGACCGACCCUAGCGCCUGUUGCAGAGAGAAAGAGCGAAUACGGCUUCGACAACGUGCUUAUGCGACCCCAAACCCAUGCCCAAAAUCAGACAAUGCCCCCAAGUUCUGAAAGUCCCAACCUGGGCAUUCCAGCGCCCGCGCCUGAACCUCAGAUUGAACGUCCUAGUGAGGAAGAGGUUGCUCAACAACGCCGCUACUCGUCCAGUCCACGUUUGCCAGACCUGGCUCGCAUGUCUCUGUUCGGGGACGAUUUCUUUUCUAACCCCGGUAAAUUUGCCGACGAUGCACCCCCAAUGCCUGCGUUGACGCCACAACUUCAAGCAGCAGCGGCGGCGUCAGCACCACAACAUGUUGGAAAUCCGCCGGCUGCUCCUGUUGCAUUAUCGACCGGGAGCUCAACACCCCAACGAGCCGACUCCCCUCGAGUGUCUGAGCAAAUUCGAAAGGAUUUAACUCCGCCGGCAGAGGUUCCUCGAAAUCAAGAAAACGUAGAUUCCGCCAAAUCGGAUCUGGCAUCUCUGCCAUCGCGGCCCUCUCUUCCUGGCGGCUGGGUCACUGAAACUAGAUCAGUCACCGAAGAGCAGACGCCGCCUGCUGUUGCAGAGAAGAAGACCCUGGGCGUUGAUCCUGGCGAAGUUUCCCCGAUCUCCGACAACGAGCACGACGAAGUCCCAGGCAGCGGUGUCACAAUUGUGAAGGGUGUGGCGUCGAUGCCGAUACCCAUCUCUAAUGCAUCGGGGCAACCAAUGCCUGCCUCAAGCCAAGCCAGUGAGGAAAGCCACUCGGCCGACGCUCCCGUUCAUCCCUUGGCUCCGUUGAAUGCCGGGCACUCGGAUUCUUCUUCAUCGCGCUUCGUAGCACCUGAGAGAUUGCAGCGCGAAUCUACUAUGAGCACAGUCACUUCACCGUCCCCUGUCAAAGAGAGCGACAAGCUCCGGGAGGAAAUUAUGCGGAGCCUCAGUCCAGUCCGGCCUACAAGUGACUUCGAUAGCUUUAACGGCAAUCGAGCGGGACAGUCAGAGGAGGAUACCGGCCCUCGCGAGAGCACAUACCUGCACGGUGUCUAUGAUGAUUAUUGGACUGCAGGCGAUGAUAAGCCUGAUGUACCCGAGCUCCCGGCGAAGCAGCCAGAGCUGGAUGUUCAUUCUGUUGCAAAACAGAAUGUCUCCGAUGUGCCUCCUCUGAGCCCUCGCAAGGAGAAUGCAGGAACGCCUCCGACACUUGGUCGACGAUUUUCCUGGGAAGCGGAAUCGGAACAAGUCACGCCGGGCCCGGGUGAUUUCCAAGAGAAACCCGUGUCAGACUCCCAGCCACAAGCUGCCCCUGUGGCUCCUGUCAGCUCAAGCUCACCUGCCCUUGGACACGAACAGUCUCCAGCGUUGUCGUCUGAAGAGACAAGGGACGCUGAGCAAACCCAGCCAUCCACCAGCACUAUGGACGAGACGCAUAUUGCAGUGCCAACAACUUCAGGCACGAUGUCACACCAAGUGUCGCAGGCCAGCUCGGUGCCGAGAGAUCGGCUGGACUCAGAGAAUAUUGAGCCUCCGUCGCCCGUGUCAGCCGUGACUGAUAAGAACCACGCCUCGGCCGCCCCUCCCCGACGCCUGUCCCUCGCGGAAGAAAAGUCAAUGGUUCGGGUUUCGUCCAAUCCCGUGUCCCCCAGCCCACCGCCGGGCGAACACCCGGCGCUGGCUCGAUCUUCGGAAGCGACAUCGCCUCCGCCGCCUGCGCCUGCCGAGCCGUCCCAAGACCAGCCAGCCGCACCUCUUAAGAUCAUUAACUUCAAGGAGAUCAUGGAGAUUCAAAACGCAUCGGAGAGAAUCAACAAGUACAACGAGACUAGAGCGCAAUUUGCAUCAAUGGAUUCGGGACUAAACAAUUGGCUCGUCAACCUCAAGUCUCAGCAUCCCGAGCACGCCAAUGCAACGGCGUCAUUCGCGGCCAACGCUUCAAACGUUAGCCAACCAUCAGCAUCACCAACAGCGUCCCAGCCAAAUUCUCAACAGCCCUACUAUCAGCAGUAUCUCAACGCUAGCUCGACCAACGCCUCGGCUUGGGCCCCACCCCGGCCUCAGACCCCUAAGCAUCCCGCCGGUGUUCGCCGGGAUACCGAGUCCGAGCCCGUCUCGCCCGUCUCGGAUACCCAGUCCAUGUCGGCCCCUAACCAUCACGACAACGCCGACGAUGCAGAUGCCUUCGUUAACGGCACCGGCGAUCUUCAGGUUCCAAGACCUAUUGGCAAGACCCAACCGUCGUGGGAUCCCUUUACAGGCACACCCUUGGUUGAAGAAGAAGGGUUUGAGAUGGGGCAAUCCAGGGAUCCGAGUCCCCAUGUUCAGCAUGCGCCUCAUGCUGCCCCCGCUGCGCAAUUCCACUACGCUUCGACAACGAAGAACGCCAGAAGUGACGAUGACUGGGUCGUCGUAUCGCCGCAGUCAGCUCCAUCUGAACAAGUUUAUGUUUUGUCCCCCGAGUCGCCACAAUUGGUGCGUUCAUUCCAACCCACGGAGUCUAGUAGAGAGAUCUUUGACAACGAAGAUGAAUCGGAUAUUGCUGCUGGCGAUACUGCAUCUUCAGAUGCGCAACAGGUGUCACAGCAGGAUCAAGAUCAUACGCAUCGCAACACUCAACAUCAAGUACUCCAGCAGGAGCAGGAUCAAAAGACUCAGCAACAGAACCAACUCCAGACUCGUCAGCAGCUUCCAUCGCAACAACAGUCGGUAUCACCUCAGCGCCAAUCUUCCUUCGUCGGCCUUCCACCCAUCAGGCGGAGUUCUACAUUCGGUAUCAAUCUCACCAAAAGAGCAAAGAAACGUUUCUCUCUUGAAGAGGACGACGAUGUCGACGGUCAGGUUAUCGUGUCUUCUCCGGUUUCCACGGUGACCACAAGCCAGGACCCGAUCGAUGCCAACACCCCAUCACUUCAUCAACAUGUAGGUCGGGAUGCGUCUACUCGGUUCGCACAACCUGCCCGAAUCGAGACCGGGCUUUCAGCAUCGCGCAAAGAUAGUGCUAUGUCCCACCAAGUCAUCUCAGCCACAUCUACCCAGGCGGCAACACUCGCUACAGAGAGCACUGGUGUUGCAUGGGGCGAUGAUGAGAAGAGGGCUUUAGAUCCCCGGCACUCCUUCAGACCUGGCGGUUCUACUCCUCACCCUAUCGAUACAAAGCUUGCAAUGCAACAAGCAGGACGAACUGGCGGUGGCCAACUUGGCAUGCGCUCACAACAGGGCGUGGUCCCUGGAAAUUAG